This is a messenger RNA of Gavialis gangeticus (Gharial), 2037 nucleotides long. It is a transcript of the gene SCARB1, whose product is annotated as scavenger receptor class B member 1. Gene Ontology annotation, molecular function: low-density lipoprotein particle binding; scavenger receptor activity; lipid binding. Gene Ontology annotation, cellular component: caveola; cytoplasm. The coding region runs from base 93 to 1451 and encodes 452 amino acids. The transcript has 12 exons. Lineage: Eukaryota; Metazoa; Chordata; Crocodylia; Gavialidae. The record is from RefSeq and is a predicted model, not a curated record. Gene Ontology annotation, biological process: recognition of apoptotic cell; plasma lipoprotein particle clearance; cholesterol import.
UGGGGCUGGUGCUGGUGCUGGCCGUGCCCGGCAUCGUGAGGGACCAGGUGGAGAAGAAUGUGAGGAUUGAUCCCAGUAGCAUCUCCUUCAACAUGUGGAAAGACCUUCCUAUUCCUUUUUAUCUCUCCAUCCACUUUUUUGAAGUGGUAAAUCCGACAGAGGUGGUUAAUGGGGCGAAGCCUAUGGUGGUCGAACGCGGACCUUAUGUCUACAGGGAACACCGGUUUAAAACCAACAUCACUUUCCAUGACAAUGACACUGUUUCAUUCCUGGAAUAUCGGCAUUUUCACUUCCAACCUGACAUGUCUAAUGGAAAGGAAGAAGAUCACAUUGUUGUACCAAACAUCCUGAUGCUGGGGGGAGCGGUCAUGAUGGAGAAUCUCCCCAGCUUUCUGAAGAUGAUGAUAAGUACUGCGUUGUCUGGCCUGAAACAGGGGCCUUUUAUGAACCGGACAGUGGGGGAGAUCCUGUGGGGGUAUGAUGAUCCACUUCUGACAAUACUGAACACCUUUGUACCUGGCUUGCUCCCUUUCAAGGGGAAGUUUGGCUUGUUUACUGAUUUUAAUAACUCUAAUUCAGGACUGUUCACUGUGUAUACGGGGGUGAAGGACAUCCAUAAAGUCCAUAUGGUGGAUACAUGGAAUGGGAUGAGAGAGACAAAAUAUUGGCGGAGUGAGCAGUGUAAUAUGAUCAAUGGGACUUCUGGAGAAAUGUGGCCACCUUUCAUGACUCCUUCUACUUCUCUGGAGUUUUAUAGUCCUGAUGCCUGCAGGUCCAUGACACUGGUGUAUGAGCAGCCUGGAGAAUUUAAAGGGAUACCAACUUUUCGUUAUGUGGCUCCAAAGACUCUGUUUGCCAAUGGAACGGACUACCCUCCAAAUGAAGGCUUCUGCCCCUGUAGGGAGUCUGGAGUCCAGAACAUCAGCUCCUGCCGACUAAAUGCACCAGUAUUCAUUUCCCAUCCUCACUUCUACAAUGCUGACCCAGUCCUAGUAGAGGCUGUUGGUGGACUCCAUCCCACAAAGGAGCAUGGGCUCUUCUUGGAUAUACACCCAAUGACUGGCAUUCCCAUGAAUUGUUCCAUCAAGCUGCAAAUGAAUCUGUUCAUGAAACGGAUCUCGGGCAUAACGCAAACAGGGAGGAUCAAGCCAGUCAUUUUGCCUAUAAUCUGGUUUGGAGAGAGUGGUUCCAUUGAGGGUUCAGUCCUAAAAGACUUCUAUACCAACCUGGUCCUGAUUCCAUCCAUACUGGAAUAUGUGCAGUAUAUCUCCAUUGGUCUGGGUACUGCUUUGAUGAUUGCUGCCAUCCUACUCAUAAUAAGUCAGAGAGGGGCUAGAAAGAAGAGUCCAAAGGACCAAGGCCUACCAAAUGGAUCACCUCAGUACUCUGAAACCAGUCCACUCCUGCAGGAUACCAAUACACGGAACCAGAUGGAGACUGCCAAAGCCUGAAGUGCCAGCCUUGAAGAGCAGCUCUCAUUAGUGCAUGUCACUACACUCAGGGAUAUGAAUGAAAAGCAGUUCUUAAGAAGGAACCUCUUGGAUGCAUCCAGUUGAGAACUAGACCUCUUGCCUCCAGUCUUGCAUCAAGCACAGAACAUGCUCAAAGAGCAGUUGGACACUGCCACAGCAAACCUGCCCAUCGUAUUCUCCUCUCAUGUCUUUGUGCAGAUGACUUCAAAGGACUAUUCCUGGCACGAUGACUGCAGGUGCCUUACAGCUGUUUGGCUGCCUGCCUGCUGGGCAGAAACAAAGACAGAACUUCCAGGCAAUCUCCUAAAGAGUCCUCCCCUGCAGCCGUACUCCUGGUUUGCCUACUUAACAGUAAACAAGGCACUUUAAUACCCAGCCCUAAAACAGAGGAGGUGCAGCUCUGUUUUAUAAGCUGGCAAGUGCUGCUCUUUUUUAAAAAAAAAAAAAAAGAGGGGAAGAUGCUCAUCCUAUGUGCUGCUCAAGGUGUGGGUAAAGGGGCUUAUUGCACUCGACUACUUCUGGCUACAGUUUCUAAACCUCCUGAGGCACCAGGGAAAAUAAGCUG